This is a messenger RNA of Halichondria panicea, 1259 nucleotides long. RefSeq names its product probable serine/threonine-protein kinase DDB_G0271538. Bases 109 to 1191 code for a protein of 360 amino acids. The transcript is spliced from 3 exons. Gene Ontology annotation, molecular function: ATP binding; protein serine/threonine kinase activity. NCBI's taxonomy places the organism in Eukaryota, Metazoa, Porifera, Demospongiae, Suberitida, Halichondriidae. Gene Ontology annotation, biological process: protein phosphorylation. The record is from RefSeq and is a predicted model, not a curated record.
AGAAAGAGGGAGGGUCUCGUUGUAGCUGAGCUAGCUGUUGUCCUGUAUUUCUGUAUCGUGCCUGGUAUCAAGCUGUGAAGAUACUGUAGCUCUGGAUUAUUAUCAAAGAUGUCUGACUAUCUCACAAUAGCAGAUCUAGGAAAACUGUACAUAGCUACGUUUGAUGCUCGAAUGAAGUGGAGAAACUUCUUGCUAGUUCUUAAAAUACCCUCGGAUACCAUCGACAGCAUUGGUACAAAAUGGCAAGACAAUCCUGAUGACUGCUAUCGUGAGGGUUUGAAAGAAUGGCUGAAAGUGGGUGACGGAAGCUGGGAAGAUGUUGUCAAAGCUUUGUCCAGUCCUAUUGUGGGCCAUAGUGACAUAGCCAGGACCAUCGAGAAAGAUCAUCUGCAGUCUACUGAUGCAAGCAAUCCUACUGAUGUGAAGUCAGAGGUUGACCAAAACCACCAGAAGAUCAACGAUGAUUUGACUGUUUUCUUAGAUGAACCUCUAGGUAAAGGUGCAUUUGGAGCAGUCUUCAAAGGCAGCUACAGGGGCGAGAUUUGUGCAGUCAAACUUCUAAUUUAUGAGGCUGUAGAAAUGCAGACAGGUUUCCCAGCUGGCAAAAGUGAAGAAGCCAGCAAAGCAUUUGAUCGUGAAUGUGAGUAUCUCGAGUCACUCCAGCACCCAAACGUUGUUCAGUAUUUGUCGACUGCCAAGCACCCCAAAUCAGGUGGUACAAUCCUCGUUGUUGAGCUGAUGGAUUGCAAUCUGAGAUCCUAUUUCUCUGGCCUUGAUGAAGAGUCCUCCCUCACUAGCGAAUGUAAAAUUAGCCUCAUCAAAGACAUGGCUUGUGGUCUGGCCUACAUUCACAGCAAGCAGAUUAUCCACCGUGACCUCUGUGGCGAUAACGUCUUGCUAAAGCUAACACAGCCAGUGCCUAUCGCAAAAAUUUCCGACUUUGGCAUGUCACGGCUAUACGAUCCCUCCAAGCUUAGCCACACCCUCACGGCCGUUGGUCACCGUAUGGGGUAUCUACCUUUCGAGGCUAUUCGAUUGGACAAGGAGAAUUACGAUAAUAGCGUGGAUGUUUUUUCCCUUGGGGCGAUUAUGGUACAGAUUGUUCAGAAGCUGAAGACGGUCAAAUCUCUUAUAAUCGUACUGUACAUUCUAUUAGACUGGUGGGCGUGGCCUCUUAAGCUAAUUAGAUAAUGUGAUUUAGUGUGCAUGCAAUUAUUGCUACAAGUAACACUCGCUUGUUAGUAGACACUAUCCUAAUU